Messenger RNA from Suillus bovinus, 1306 nucleotides. RefSeq lists its product as uncharacterized. Lineage: Eukaryota; Fungi; Basidiomycota; Agaricomycetes; Boletales; Suillaceae. The record is from RefSeq and is a predicted model, not a curated record. The transcript has 5 exons. Gene Ontology annotation, molecular function: protein heterodimerization activity. Gene Ontology annotation, cellular component: CHRAC; nucleus. Bases 119 to 1180 code for a protein of 353 amino acids.
CCACAUGUUGGACACAUGCAAAGUGUUCUUCCUCCGCUCUGCACCCGAAGCAGUCAGCUACAACAACACUGCGUGACCUGGGACCACUCCGAAUCAAAUUUCACUAGUCCUCCCGGUGAUGGCAGCAUACUACGCUUCUCCUUCAAGUUCCAUGGUUGCCCACACCUCUUCCUUGCAACCUUAUGGGCAAUGCUCUGAGCUGAGCGGGUCAAACCUAAACGUUAGCGUCUAUGAUCUACCUACGGACUCCGAAAAUGAAGCAGAGGUAGAUGAACUGGAGUCCGACACAGAUCCCGAAGACGAGCAAGCCACAAGCGCCUCCGCUAACCAGAAACGGAGCGGACGACGGCUUGGGGAACGUAUCCCCGGGACAUCUCUGCUCCCCCCUUCCAAAGUGGAGAGCAUAGUUCAGCCGGACACAAACAUUACGAUGUCGAAGGAAGCGUUGUUCAUCUUGUCGGUUGCAACGGAGGAAUUCAUAAAACGAAUGGCCCAAGCUGGUCACCGACAGGCGGCUGCAAAGCGUCGAGGGACCGUAAAUUACUCAGAUUUGGCGUGCUCCACUCAACAAUAUCAAGAGUUCAUGUUCUUGCAAGACACCAUACCUGAACCGAUAUCCUUAGCAGAAGCGCUUGACAGACGGGCAAUGAAAGAGAAGGAAGUCUUGGAGGCCAAUCCAGCGAUGUCCACCACCCACCGACAGUCACCUCCUUUCAUGGCAGCAUCUGCGCCCCAGCUAAAUGGGAAACCAAAAGCCAAGCCAAGGCCGUCAGUCGCUAAUGGCAGAGAAACGUCAAGUGCAAGUGCAAAUGGAAGUUCUAGGAGAGAGCACAGACGGAAGGAGGACGGGAUGGAUGGCGUUGCAUCAAGAAGCCGGAGCACGAGAGAUGCGCAUGAGAAUUGUCAUGCCGGGCCAGAGGAACAUGCGUCAAGUGACGUGGGCAAUGAAACAGGUGUAUAUCAGGCGGCCUUAUCACCGAGGCAUCCAUCCUCGGGGCUCCAGGACACAAGACGGUCACCUCACGAGUUCGCACCCAACUGGCCUGGUCAUUACACUGGCCCUGCGAGCGGCUUUCUGCAAGAUGCACAUGGAGGGUUUGGUCGAGGAAUUUCUAGUCAGAAUCCUGGACGUACUAUCUACUCACAGCAAUCGCGUCCAGAAAAUGGUUCCUAUCAGUAGCAUACGGCACGCACUUUUUCUAUUGGCUAGUAUAUUUCUUCGACACAGUCAAAACAAGUAGAUCGUCCUACUUAGAUUUAUCCGUGUUAUUGUAACCUUAUCUUAUUUUCAACGGACUGUUUGGCA